Physcomitrium patens is the source of this 1259-nucleotide messenger RNA. RefSeq names its product lachrymatory-factor synthase. The record is from RefSeq and is a predicted model, not a curated record. Lineage: Eukaryota; Viridiplantae; Streptophyta; Bryopsida; Funariales; Funariaceae.
UGCAUACACUGAUCAUCUAUGAAGUUUUAGGAACUUUGAUUUUGUCCACGGUGGACCCAGGAGUGGCACCACUCUUGUAGGACCUAUAUUGUACAGGCAAUGAAUGAGCUGGUCAUGCCUCCGAGGUCAUUGCCACGACCACUAUAAAGUUUCUCACUUGAAGAUAUGUUUAAUUCACCUUUAUUGCUCUUCAUCGUGGUUAGUGGCAACAUCCUCGGGACUGUCUCUUCGGAGGUAUUGUAGUACUUAGACAAGCUCUCACAAUCAAGAGUUAGCUGGCGGUAUAAGUUACGUGUGUAUCACGACAUUAGUCUGGUUUGAAUAGAGAUUCACGGUUGCUUGUCUGUGCGAUGGCUGAAGCAGCUCCAGGAUGUCCGACUGUACACUGGAAUGGUGUGGUAGAGAAGAGCAUAUCUGCGCCUAUUGACAAGGUGUGGGACGUGGCGUCUGACUUCCUUAGAUUCCCGAAUCUGCUCACAAUUGAGCCUGUAGAAGGGGAGAACCGAGUCCCAGGGUGCACUAGGAAGGUUACUAACCUCCCCGGCCGCACAGACACCGAAUCCGCCCAGUGGGCGAAGCAGAAGCUGGUGGCGAUCAACCCUUCGGAACACGUAUUCUCUUAUGAAUUUCUUGAGAACAAUACCGGUGUAGAUCCCGGCUAUUACUCCACUUUCCAGGCCAUGCAGGAAGAAGAUGGGAAAACUCUGGUGAGGUGGGCUUUUCGGUUCAGCCCAUCUCAAGCUGGUAGUGACCGGUUUGUGCCCUUCAUUAUGAGCGGGACCAAUCUGUAUGUCCAAGAAUUGGAGAAGCUCGCUGCCCCAGCGCCCCCAGCUUCGGUACUGGUGUCUUGAUUCAUCGACACACUGAAGUAUAUGUGAUCUAUUAUAGAAAAAAAUUAAUCGAACAUCCUUCAUUUCAUCCUUGCUGAACUUUCAAGAAUGCUAGAUGCUGUAUUAUGGGCCAUGUGGAGAUUAGUAUAGAAUACUAAAAAGAUGAGUCAGAAUAGACUGACUGUGGAUUGAGGGAAGACUAUUCGAGGGGUUAAAAUUUGAGGUAGAGCUGUUCAAAAUGGUUUAGAAUGAAGUGUUCUGAUGGCAUUUGGGACUGUUGAAGAUAUUGUAUUUCGCAUGUAGGGCUGCAAAUUACCGAAUAUAUUAAUAUCGCUUUGGUAGUAGAGAGUAUUGUUCAACCUUCUUAUGAGCCAGAUUUACUUCAUGAAGAUGGGAGGAGACGAAAAAUUGUGCAUUUACCAUCAAAAA